This is a messenger RNA of Pteronotus mesoamericanus, 429 nucleotides long. RefSeq names its product motilin (gene MLN). Gene Ontology annotation, molecular function: hormone activity; motilin receptor binding. Gene Ontology annotation, cellular component: extracellular region. Lineage: Eukaryota; Metazoa; Chordata; Mammalia; Chiroptera; Mormoopidae. The transcript has 4 exons. The record is from RefSeq and is a predicted model, not a curated record. The coding region runs from base 1 to 429 and encodes 142 amino acids.
AUGGUGUCCUGCAAGGCCGUGGCUGCCCUGCUGGUAGUUCAUGUCGCUGCUCUGCUGGCCUCCCAGACAGAAGCCUUCGUACCCAUCUUCACCUACAGUGAGGUCCAGAGGAUGCAGGAAAAGGAGCGGAACAAAGGGCAGAAGAAAUCCCUGAGUGAGCAGCAGAGGUCUGAAGAGAUGGGUCCCCUGGAUCUCACAGAGCCCACAGAGGAAAAGGAAGACCAAGUUAUCAAGCUGACUGCUCCCAUGGAAAUUGCAAUGAGGAUGGACUCCAGGCAGCUGGAAAAGUACCGGGCCGCCGUGAACGGGCUGCUGAGCAAGGUGCUGCUGUCCACCCAGGGCUGGACGGGGUGGAGGGGGGGGGUGGUUUUGCAGUCAGAGGACAGCCUGCUCCACUCCUGGGAGAAGGUGGCCAGUGGCCAAAACUGA